Jaculus jaculus (lesser Egyptian jerboa) is the source of this 1871-nucleotide messenger RNA. It is a transcript of the gene Basp1, whose product is annotated as brain abundant membrane attached signal protein 1. Gene Ontology annotation, cellular component: nucleus; cytoplasm. The record is from RefSeq and is a predicted model, not a curated record. Gene Ontology annotation, biological process: negative regulation of DNA-templated transcription. NCBI's taxonomy places the organism in Eukaryota, Metazoa, Chordata, Mammalia, Rodentia, Dipodidae. Gene Ontology annotation, molecular function: transcription cis-regulatory region binding; transcription corepressor activity.
GGGCGACCAGAGCCUCCGCCAGCGGCCGGGCGACCGGGCCGGACCACGCCAGCCACCGGGGGCCCCUCGGCGGCACCGCGCUCACCCAGGGGCGGCACAGGCACCCAGGGCCGGGCUCCACGAUGGGAGGCAAGCUGAGCAAGAAGAAGAAGGGCUACAAUGUGAACGACGAGAAGGCCAAGGACAAGGACAAGAAGGCCGAGGGCGCGGGCCCCGAGGAGGAGGGGGCGGCCCGCGAGAGCGGCGGCGAGGCGCAGGCCGCGGGCGACGCCGCCCCGGCGCCGGCGGGCGCGGAGGAGAAGCCCCGGGCGGCCGACGCGGAGGCGGAGGCCGACGAGAAGCAGCCGAAGGCGGCGGCGGCGGCGGAGGAGGAGGAGGCGGCGCCCCAGGCCGAGCCGCCCGAGAAGGCCGACGGCCCCGCGGCCGAGCCGCAGCCCGAGGAGGCGGCGGGCGCCGGCGGUCCCGCUGCGGGCGGCGAGGCCCCGCAGGCCGGCGAGGCGCGCGCGGAGAGCCCGGGGCUCGGCGCGGCCUCCGGCGACGACGGGGAACCCACAAAGACUGAGGCGCCCGCGGCCGCCGCCGCCGCGCACGAGGCCCAGGGCGACGGCGCCCCGGCCGCCUCGGACUCGAAACCCUGCGGCGGCGCCGACGCGGCGCCCUCGUCCGCCGACGCGCCCAGCUCCACGGCCAAGGCCCCGGCGCCCGCCGCGCCCGCCGCCCCGCCCGCCGCGGACGCCGCCGCCGCCGCCCCCGAGCAGAGCGUGGCGGCCCGGGAGUGACGGGGACCCGGGGCGCCCGCGGCCGCCCGCCCCUCUCCCUCCCUCCCUCUCUCUCUCUCUCUCUCUCUCUCUCUCUCUCUCUCUCUCUCUCUGUCUCUCUCUCUCUCUCUAUCCUACACUAACCUGUUCCAAAUCGGAUGUCACGAUGUGUAUUGCCCAAGGGAUUAAAAACCAAACGGAAUUAACAAGAAACAAGCGAAGGAAAGAAACCUGAAACAAACAAAGCGAACACACCGCGCUAAACACGGAGGAUGUGUCCCAUCAGGGGGAGGGAGGGAGGGGGCGGGGAGAAUCCAAAUAGUAUUUUUGUGGGGGAAAUAUCUAAUAUACCUUUCAAGCCAACUUUACCAGUAAGUCCUGGAAUUUAAAAGAGAUCGAGUGUCUGAAAGUACAGUACAUCUUUUUUUUUUUUUUCCCUUCUUUUUCUUUUAUUUUUAUUUUUUCUUUUUGGUACCUAAACUGCUGUUUUAAACCUGUGCUCCACCGGCUUUAAGAACCACGCCCCCCCCCCUUCCUCUCCUCCAAACCUGGUCCUCCUCCUCUGCCCUGGCAGCUGGGGGAGGGAUGCAUCCCAGUUCUGCCCACACAGGGCCUGUGCCAAGGCAAUCAGAUCUUUACGAAAAAGCAGUAUUUUCCGUGUUUCCUUUUUAAAUUUGACGUUCUUGUUUUGAUAUAUUUUUAAAUGUUGUGGAUGAAUGCCAACUUUCAGACAGAGCCCACUUAGCUUGUCCACAUGUAUCUCGAUGCCAGCCCUCCAUUCUUCCUCUUCCAGAUAUUUUUGGGAGUAACAAACAUUCUCUCAUCAUACGUAGCCUACCUAGAUUUCUCAUGACGACUUAAUGCAUGUCCGUGGUUGGGUGCACCUGUAGUUCUGUUUAUUGGUCAGUGGAAAUGAAAAAAAAAAAAAGUCUGCGUUCAUUGCAGUUCCAGUUUCUCUUCCAUUCUGUGUCUCAGACACCAACACACCACUCAUUGGAAAAUGGAAAAAAAAUAAAAAACAAAAAAACAAAAAAAUGUACAAUGGAUGCAUUGAAAUUAUAUGUAAUUGUAUAAAUGGUGCAACGGUAAUAAAGUUAAACAAUUAAAAAGUAA